This is a messenger RNA of Lindgomyces ingoldianus, 1345 nucleotides long. RefSeq lists its product as uncharacterized. NCBI's taxonomy places the organism in Eukaryota, Fungi, Ascomycota, Dothideomycetes, Pleosporales, Lindgomycetaceae. The transcript is spliced from 3 exons. The coding region runs from base 74 to 1132 and encodes 352 amino acids. The record is from RefSeq and is a predicted model, not a curated record.
UUCUCGUCAAGCACCGUUAAUUUCACCGGCUGGAUGAGCAUGAGGCGGAAACAACGUCGUCUUUGCCAUUCUGAUGAUGAAUCUCUUCAAGAAGUCGGCACAUCCAAAUACCUCUGCUACCCAAGCAGGCGUGGGGCUUGACAUGGGUCGAAACAACGAACUAUAUGCGACCGAUGGGCCAACAGGGAUCAGAGUUGUCGCCGAUUCUUCAAAUGCAGUUGUCGACAUCGUCUUCGUUCAUGGACUCACGGGCAACCGCGAGAAGACCUGGACGCAUGACAAUGGAAUCUUCUGGCCAGCCGCUCUCCUCUCAGAAGACUUCCCUUGUGCACGUAUUAUGACAUUCGGAUACGACGCCGACGUUGUCCGCUUCUGGACCAUCGCGAGUUCGAAUCGGCUAGACGACCAUGGCAAGUCGCUAGCGUACGCACUUCUCGACCAGCGAGGACAAGUUGGCCAGCGACCGAUUAUAUUCAUCGCUCACAGCCUUGGAGGCUUAGUAUGUGAGGAAGCUCUAAACCUCAGCAGCAAGAGGCCAGACUUAGAAAGUAUUCUGUCGAGCUCUCUAGGUAUUAUCUUUAUGGGCUCUCCCCAUGGAGGCUCAUAUUUGGCAAGAUGGGGGACCACUGUGGCGAAUUACGUGAAUACCUUCCGGGGUACAAACCGAGAGAUCUUGAACACCCUGCAACCCGGCGCUUCAGAUCUGCAGAGAACUGAGGAAGACUUUCAGCAUAUGCUGCGACGAGACACUAUCAAGCUCAAGGUAUACUGUUUCUAUGAGGCUCUCAAGAUGAAUGACACUGUUGGCAAGAUUGUGGAAAGAGAAUCUGCUAUACUGCCUGCAUAUGAAAACUUCAGCAUCAACGCAAAUCACCGAAAUAUGACCAAGGUUACUGGACGAGCAGAUGUGGGGUAUGGUCAGGUUCGAAGUGUACUAGAAAGGUGGAUGCGGGAGUAUCAAGGUGGUCGCUCAGAAGUUGACGAACCAACAGGAGCAUCAAAAAUUGAUGGAAGCGGUUGUGGGGAGGCUUCGUACUACGGUCCUGUAUUUAACGGUCCCAUCUCUGGACGGUAUGUAAUACCCGGAACUCAUGUCACUGGCGGUACGGCCAAUUUCAAUUUCCCUAGAUGAACUGGAUACGUUUGGUAUUAGUGUAACCUUAGAUAGGCACGAGUUAUGAGAGGAGUCAUGUAAUGUGGACUGAGGGUCCGAGGAGCUAUACGAUUUAUAUGGUAUUGAUGAGACGCCAGACUCAAGGUUGAUUGGGCAUACCAUCGUAGAGCCCAGCUUACAAGUAGAGGGUAGCCUUCUUGGCUAUGUAUAUUCUAUAAUCCUACAGCAGCG